CCGGUUUUUGAAGACAUUCAAGAAUGGCAACUUGAUGAUGACUUUCUCCUUUGGAAAACCGGAGGAGAGAUGGAGAAUUUAUUGUGACGAUCAUAUAGACAGCGGAGCAUCAAACACAUGCAUCAACCCAAAGUGGGUUGCAAACUUUAGCAGUAGAGAGCGUGCAAAUGUGAUAUCCCCAACUGCUCAAUCAAACGCACAC
This is a messenger RNA of Dovyalis caffra, 202 nucleotides long. NCBI's taxonomy places the organism in Eukaryota, Viridiplantae, Streptophyta, Magnoliopsida, Malpighiales, Salicaceae. The record is from the annotation of a GenBank genome assembly.